Messenger RNA from Carlito syrichta (Philippine tarsier), 811 nucleotides. RefSeq names its product transmembrane protein 203-like. The transcript is spliced from 3 exons. The record is from RefSeq and is a predicted model, not a curated record. The coding region runs from base 1 to 774 and encodes 257 amino acids. NCBI's taxonomy places the organism in Eukaryota, Metazoa, Chordata, Mammalia, Primates, Tarsiidae. Gene Ontology annotation, cellular component: endoplasmic reticulum. Gene Ontology annotation, biological process: intracellular calcium ion homeostasis.
AUGUCACCAAAAGCAACUGAAGAGCAGUCAGAUCAUGAAGUCCCUUAUGAACCAAUCACAAAGAGGAGUUUGAUUUCCAGUGUAACCUUGAAAGAAGAUCAUCGAAAAGGAAGGUCCAGGCAUUCCAAUUCCUCCGGGGAGAAUUCUAUGGCCACAUCCCUGAAUGAAGCGACGCCAUCGCACGCGCCCGGCGGGGAAUGGCGGCCGUGCGAGGCGGGCGUCCGCGGGCGUCCAGUGCUGCGUGCCCGGCCGGGGCUGCGGGGUUGGUGGCGCACCCGGCCGAGGGUGGGGGCGAGCGGCAGGCAUUGGCGAGCCCCGCAGGGGCCACGUUUGGCUGGGCCCCGGCCCGCGCUCCGCCGGCGCGAUUCUCUCUCGCUCCGGGAGUUGGUGCAGUGGCUGGGUUUCGCCACCUUUGAGAUCUUCGUGCACCUGCUGGCUCUGUUGGUGUUCUCUGUCCUGCUGGCACUGCGUGUGGAUGGCCUGGCCCUGGGCCUUUCCUGGUGGACCGUGUUCAUGCCCUUCUUCGCCGCUGAUGGGCUCAGCACCUACAUCACCACCAUCGUGUCUGUGCGCCUCUUUCGGGACGGAGAGAAGAGGUUGGCGGUCCUCCGCCUCUUCUGGGUCCUCACGGUCCUGAGCCUCAAGUUCGUCUUCGAGAUGCUGUUGUGCCAGAAGCUGGCGGAGCAGGCUCGGGAGCUCUGGUUCGGCCCGAUCACGUCUCCGGUCUUCAUUCGCCUGCAGCUGCUCCUGAUCCGCACCUGCCGAGUUAACUAGCCUGUCCAACGUGCCGGCGAGAGAGUGCUGGGCAGCU